AUGUCCGUACUGCAUAAUAAUAUUACAAGUCUAGAUCUGACUUCAGUUGAUGAAACCUUCCAUGCAUUCUUGAUCCCAUCCCACACAUCCUUUUCCGGAAAACACAAAUUAACAGUCACUGACUCACACAGAGUCAGUUUACCCCUCCUGUGGGCGGGGGUAAAGCUUUCUCUCACAUGCCUUGAAUUCCCACAGCACUUGGUUUCAGCCAUGCAAGGGGAUCAGCCGUUCUUGUUUGCGGGCAUGCCUGUGUUUUGGAGACUCCUACUGUGGCUUUGUGUCUGCAUUGUGCUUCCAGCUGAGGGACAAGGAGCUCUGGUUGUUUCUCACAGAGAUGCUGUCAUUGAGGAAACCGAUCAAGCUGUGGGCACCCGGUCAAUACAGAAAAGAGGCGCCAACAAUAUGAUCGAGGUGCGCAGUUUUCGAGUUUCCUGUGCGGUGACGUCUCGUUUCGCUCACACCGUCAUGACCUCCGAGGCCCUGAACAAAGCCAACACCUCACGGGAAAUCUCCUUUGAGGUGGAACUCCCCAAGACGGCCUUCAUCACCAACUUUACUAUAGAAACGGAUGGUCACAUCUAUGUUGGAGUAGUGAAGGAGAAAGCGAAAGCCAAGAAAGAGUAUGAAAAGGCAGUUUCUUCAGGAAAAACCGCCGGCCUGGUCAAGGCAUCUGGAAGACAGAUGGAGACGUUUUCCGUGUCUGUCAACAUCGCAGCGCAAAGUCAUGUCAUUUUUGUUUUGACCUACGAGGAACUCCUUCACCGGAAACUGGGCCAGUAUGAGAUUCUGACCCGGGUCAAGCCUAAACAACUGGUGCAGGACUUUCAGAUAUCAGUUAGCAUCUUUGAACCUCAGGGCAUUGCUUUUGUGGAGGCCACAGGAACAUUCCUCAGCAAUCAGUUGCUCCCUCUGGUGGACAAAACUGUCACAGACACAAAGGCUCACGUUACAUUCUCACCAACACUUGAACAACAGAGGAAAUGCCCAGCAUGUGAAGGUACCAGAAUUGAGGGUGAUUUUGUUGUCAAGUAUGAUAUUAAACGAGUAGAAAACCUUGGCGAAAUUCAGGUCGUAAACGGCUACUUUGUGCAUUUCUUUGCACCGCCUGACUUACCCAGAGUGCCGAAGAAUGUGAUAUUUGUGGUCGACAGGAGCGGUUCAAUGAGCGGACAAAAGAUAAAACAGACCCGGGAAGCCUUGGCAGCCAUUCUAAAGGACCUCCACGAGGAUGACCGCUUUGCUGUGAUUCAGUUCGAUAGUGACAUUAUCACCUGGAAGGAUUCCGUCGUUAAAGCAACAAAAGGAAAUGUGACAGAUGCCAUUGCCUACGUGCAGAAACUGAGGGACAGGGGAGCUACUAAUAUCAAUGCUGCUCUACUGAAGGCCGUGGAAAUGCUGAUGAAGGACAGACAAUCCAAGAGGCUCCCAGAGAGAAGCGUUGAUAUGAUCAUUCUGUUGACUGAUGGGAUGCCCAACCACGGGGUGUCCAACCUGCAGGCAAUCCAGGAGAAUGUACGCUCGGCUAUCGAUGGAAAAAUGUCACUGUUCUGUCUUGGAUUUGGAAAUGAUGUGGACUACUCCUUUCUGGAUGUGAUGAGCAAAGAAAACAAAGGAUUGGCUCGCAGAAUCUUUGAGGCCUCGGAUGCGGCGCUUCAACUCCAAGGUUUCUAUGAGGAAGUGGCCAGCCCACUGCUCUUGGAGGUGAACCUGCGCUACCCUGACAAUACCAUUGAUUUCCUGACCAAAAAUCACCACAGCCAUUUGUUCAACGGCUCAGAGAUCGUGGUGGCCGGUCGCUUAGAUGACGGCCACCAUCUUGAUAACUUCCUUGUGGAGGUGUUUGCCCAAGGGCCUGAGGCAGAUUUCCAAGUGCAGGGAAAGGCCAAAGUGGCAGACUGGGACGUGAUCUAUCCAGAAGACAAGUACAUCUUUGGGGACUUUACAGAACGUCUGUGGGCUUACCUGACCAUCCAGCAGCUACUGGAUCAGAGUCGCAUUGGUAGUGAAGAGGAGAAGGACAGAAUCACAGCCAAGGCCCUGAACAUGUCUCUGCGGUACAACUUUGUUACCCCGCUCACCUCCAUGUUGGUCAUCAAGCCUGAAACUGAGGACGGACCAGACAGCCCCCUCGUUGCUGAUAAACUAACUGAAGACCAGCGACAGAAAGCAGAGAGACACCGACACCGUGGUUCCUCAGCCCAUGCUGCACCUCCACGUCGUCAAUCAAUUGUGGAUGGAGAUCCACAUUUCAUGAUAGAGCUUCCAGACAGACAUGACGCUCUGUGCUUCAACAUCAAUGGCAAACCAGGGACUAUUUUCAACCUGGUCAGAGACCCAAAAUCAGGCUUUGUUGUAAAUGGUGAAAUUAUUGAAAAGAAGAAAUUUGUCGAGGAUGAAAGGAUGAAUACCUACUUUGGUCGUCUUGGUAUCAGCCACGAGACUUUGGGGGUGAAGCUAGAGGUGAACACAGAGGACAUCUCAGUCUUCCAUGGGGGCAAACACGUCAAGCUACUGUGGUCGGAGGUGACCUCUCUGAAAGACACAAGUAUGGACCUCCAGUUGACAAAGAACUGCAGCCUGACAGUCACCCUGAGACACUCUGUUAAAUUUAUGGUCAUCAGACACACAAAAGUGUGGAAGAGACGUCAUGAUCAACAGCACUAUUUGGGUUUUUACACCCUGGACAGCCACCAUUUGUCCAACUCAGUACAUGGACUGCUAGGUCAGUUCUACCAUGGUGUUGACUUCGAAGUGACAGAUGUGUCGCAGCAGAAAACAGACACCACCAUGUAUGUGAAGGGACAGACGCUUAAUGUGACCAGACACUGGCAGAAGGACUUCAGCAAGGAUGUGAUAAACGGGGAAAAUAUUCCUUGCUGGUUUGUAGACAACGAUGGAGCUGGCUUCAUCGACGGAAGAGCCUCUGAUUACAUUGUUCCGGACCUUUUUUGAAAUCAUAUGCAUCUUUUUUUUAUGUUGAUAUAUGUGUGUAAGUUCACCACAGCCACAAAUGGUAUCAUAUUUGCUUAGGAGGUUGCAGUCAACACAUAAUAAUGACAUCAGGUUGUAAUAUCUGCAGGUAUAGUUUGUUUAUUUACAGUUUUAUAUACAGUAUAUCUAUAUUUUUAUAUUUCAUAACUCAACAUUUUUUUUGAACAAUUAUAUGUCGAAUCAUGCAAUUAAGAAUGUUUAUAGAAACAAAAUAAACACUAUUUGGUGGAGGUGUA
Molecule: messenger RNA, 3227 nt
Organism: Doryrhamphus excisus (bluestripe pipefish)
Lineage: Eukaryota; Metazoa; Chordata; Actinopteri; Syngnathiformes; Syngnathidae
Product: inter-alpha-trypsin inhibitor heavy chain H3-like
Biological process (GO): hyaluronan metabolic process
Molecular function (GO): serine-type endopeptidase inhibitor activity
Source: RefSeq, a predicted model, not a curated record